AUGCGCAACAAAUAUUUUGCCGCCGCCAUUGACGCGGACUCAGGGGACAUCCAAAGGGAUCCAGUCACGGGAUUAGUGGUGGAAAGUCCUCUGACGACAGGUGGCGAGAUCCUAUUUGCUCUGGAGAAGGAGAAGGAUUUUCGAGGAUACUUUGACAACCAAGAGGCCACGGAGAAAAGGCUGGCACGCAACGUCCGUUGUCCGGGAGACCUGUAUUACCGCACCGGUGAUGCACUGCGGAGAGAUUCUGAAGGACGUUGGUUUUUCAUGGACCGUCUCAGUGACACAUUUCGCUGGAAGAGCGAAAAUGUGAGCACAUCAGAAGUUUCAGGCAUCUUCGGCAGCUUUCCCAAGAUAAAGGAAGCUGUCAUUUACGGCGUUUUGAUCCCACAUCACGAUGGCCGAGCGGGUUGUGCACGCGUCGUCAUCGCUGAGCAGGACCAACCACAUUUCGACUACUGCUCUUUGGCGAGGUAA
Molecule: messenger RNA, 477 nt
Organism: Fonsecaea monophora
Lineage: Eukaryota; Fungi; Ascomycota; Eurotiomycetes; Chaetothyriales; Herpotrichiellaceae
Exons: 1
Coding region: 1-477 (158 amino acids)
Molecular function (GO): long-chain fatty acid-CoA ligase activity; long-chain fatty acid transmembrane transporter activity
Source: RefSeq, a predicted model, not a curated record